AAACAGUUAAUUUGAAAUACGCACAUAGUUCAAAGAGUUCUAAAGUGAAGUGAAAAAAAAAAAAAACAAGAAAAAGAUGGCUAUGCAAUUAAAAACCAUUGCAACCAAAUUGUUUAAUCCAACAUUGAAUGUGGUUCGUCAUCGUUCCCGCGGAUCAAUUUUACCGACAUUUUGGGAAGACCCAUUCACACAACACAGAAGUUUGAUAAGAGAUUUUUGGAAUUCGGAUCCAUUUGAUAGUAUUUUUCCGAGUCGUUCCACGGGUUACAGAUUGCCAUACUGGGAAGGUGAUAGGUAUUUGAACACACCUAAAGACGGAUUUGAAGUGAAUUUGAACGUUCAAAAUUUCAAACCAGAAGAAGUUUCUGUGAAAGUGGCUGAAAAUAACAUCAUAAUCGAAGCGAAACACGAAGAACGCAAUGAAGAUGAAAGUUUUGUGUCGCGACAUUUCAGCAGACGUUACAGAUUGCCCGACAAUUGCAACAUCAAAGAGGUAGUUUCCACUUUAUCGGCUGAUGGAAUCUUAACAGUUCGCGCUCCACCGAAAGAAAUUGAUACCAAAAGUGCACGCACAAUUCAUAUCCAACAUACCGGCACAUCUCAUGUGGAAACCGAACCAAAGAAAACCGAUGAAAAUAAAGACGAACAAAAAAAGUAGAUAGUAGGCAUUCCGAUUUAUUGUAUUAAGGAGCAAAUAAAAAUAUUUAUUAGAUAAACAUAA
This is a messenger RNA of Contarinia nasturtii (swede midge), 721 nucleotides long. Its product is annotated as protein lethal(2)essential for life-like. Gene Ontology annotation, biological process: response to heat; protein refolding. Lineage: Eukaryota; Metazoa; Arthropoda; Insecta; Diptera; Cecidomyiidae. The record is from RefSeq and is a predicted model, not a curated record. Gene Ontology annotation, molecular function: protein folding chaperone. Bases 77 to 658 code for a protein of 193 amino acids. The transcript is spliced from 2 exons.